Molecule: messenger RNA, 1151 nt
Organism: Ananas comosus (pineapple)
Lineage: Eukaryota; Viridiplantae; Streptophyta; Magnoliopsida; Poales; Bromeliaceae
Product: bark storage protein A-like
Exons: 6
Coding region: 45-1124 (359 amino acids)
Biological process (GO): nucleoside metabolic process
Molecular function (GO): catalytic activity
Source: RefSeq, a predicted model, not a curated record
CCACCGUUCAUCAUGUAGGGUGCACAGAUAUUAAAGCAACAUCGAUGAACACAAAUCCAAAACAAUCGACUCACAUCUCUCACUCCCUCUCUCACACGCACACUCUCUCUCUCUUAAUCAUGGCCGUCCGAUCCACCCAACCCCUCCGGAUCCAACGGCUACGAUCUCUCCCCCUCACCCCCCUCCUCCUCCUCCUCUUCCGGUGCUCCGCGUGUCUACCGUGGACGCACCCGCUCCGCUCCGCCGUUGACCGGGUCAACGGCGAACGAGGGCCGUUCAUCGCGCUCGUGAUGGCGUACCCCGCCGAGGCCGCCGCCGUCCGAUCCUCCGGCGCCUUCGUCCCCUCCUCUCUCAUCCCCUCCGUCGAUCUCUACGGACGACGAUUUCAUAUCGGAACAAUUCAAGAUGUCGAUGUCAUCUACGUAAUGUCGGGACAACGAAGGUUGAAUGCAGGGAUCACAGUACAGAUUCUUCUGGAUGUUUUUAACAUCAGAGGAAUCGUGCACUACGGGACGGCCGGAAGCGCGAACGAUUCAUUGUCCUGCGGCGAUGUCAGCGUCCCGAAGUUUGUCGCGUACACCGGAUCUUGGGAAUGGACGAAAUUUGGGUCGACAAGUGAGCCAUCUCGGGAUCUGAUGUUUGGAGAAUACAAUGUACCGACGGAGGGGACGAACUUGUUAUCUUCAGUGGAGUUCAAGACUGAGGAGUUCUACUCAGUUGGCAAGCCAAUGGAGGAAGUAUUCUGGCUAGAAGUGAAUGCAGCAUGGUUUCGAGUCGCAGAACAGCUUAAGGUGCAACUGGAAAGAUGUGUUAACAAAACUUACUGCUUGCCGGAGGCCCCGAAAGUAGUCUUCGGGCUCAAAGCAUCGACUGCCGAUGUGUUUGUAGACAACGCGGCAUAUAGAGAGUUCCUUUUUAAGGAAUUCGAAGUCUCGACGGUGGAUGAGGAGAGUGCAGCUGUGAUUAUGACUGCUAUGUCUAUUUCUGUACCUGUUGCUGUAUUCCGCGGAGUAUCGGAUUUGGCGGGUGGAGAUGCAAAUUGGUCAUCCACAGCUCUAAGUGAUUUAGCUUCUACUAAUGCACUGAAAGUAGCAGUGGAGUUUAUAGCAGCAAUUGGGAAGUAGAGAUCAGCCCUUCAUUUCCACGUAAAA